Phytophthora sojae is the source of this 1341-nucleotide messenger RNA. Its product is annotated as ACY1-like metalloprotease. The transcript is spliced from 8 exons. The record is from RefSeq and is a predicted model, not a curated record. Gene Ontology annotation, molecular function: aminoacylase activity. Gene Ontology annotation, biological process: amino acid metabolic process. NCBI's taxonomy places the organism in Eukaryota, Oomycota, Peronosporomycetes, Peronosporales, Peronosporaceae. The coding region runs from base 1 to 1275 and encodes 424 amino acids. Gene Ontology annotation, cellular component: cytoplasm.
AUGGCAUCGCGAACGCCCGACGCGGCCGUGGAGCGUCUGCUGCAGUACAUCCGCAUCCCGACCGUCAGUGGGGACGGGCCCAGCGGGUCUUACAAUGAGUGCGCAGAGUGGCUCACGGGAUACUUGGACGAAGUUGGACUUGCGGCGCAGGUCUUCUCUCCUUCGGACAACAAGCCUAUCGUAGUGGCUACGUGGCAAGGCAAGGACCCAUCUCUUCCAUCAAUUCUGCUCAACUCGCACUAUGACGUGGUGCCCGUUGUCCGUGAGCACUGGGAGCGCGACCCUUUCAAUCCGAAGGUUCUUGAGGAUGGAUUCAUUUACGGGCGCGGAACGCAGGACAUGAAGAGUGUCGGUGUGCAGUAUGUGGAGGCUGUCUGUCGUCUGAAGACAGCGGGGUUCGUGCCGAGCAGAAACAUCCACCUCCUGUUCGUGCCCGAUGAGGAAAUCGGGGGCGUCGAUGGCAUGGAAGCGUUUCUGGCGAGUGAGCAGUACAAGUCCAUCCAGCCCGUGGCGUUUGCUUUCGACGAGGGGCUUGCCAAUCCCAACGAUGCGUUUACGGUGUUCUACGGCGAGCGGGUACCCUGGUGGUUCUACGUGAAAGCUACGGGGCCUACGGGGCACGGAAGUCGGUUCAUUAAGGACACGGCAACCUCCAAGAUUAUCAAUGUCUGCAAUAAGGCCUUGGCGUUCCGCGCGGAGCAGGAGGCCCUGUUGAAUGCUGAUUCUGGUUGCAAGCACGGCGAUAUCAAAAAGCGGAAUCUGGGUGACGUGACUACAGUGAACCUCACCAUGCUGAAGAGUGGAGUACCCCAGGACGGGGGCAAGACGCACGCCCUCAACGUCAUCCCUACGGAGGCUGUUGCUGGUUUUGACGUUCGCAUCUCGCCCCACAUGGAUUUGAAGAAGUUUAAGGCGAUGCUUGAUGAGUGGUGUUCUACUGAAGGACUAUCGUGGGAGUUUGUGUCGUGGUGGAAGAAUCCGCUGCAUGAGCACUACACGACCUUAGUCGACGACACCAAUGUGUGGUGGAAGCUGUUCAAGGAAGGAUGCGAGGAAAUCGGUGUUCCUGUCGAAGCAGAGGUGUUCCCAGCGGCGACGGACAGCCGGUUCCUUCGCCAGCUCGGCAUUCCUGCUUUGGGGUUCUCUCCGAUGAACGAGACGGAGAUCUUGCUUCACGAGCACAACGAGCGCCUUCACAAGGGCACCUUUUUGCGUGGAAUUGACGUGUACGAGACGUUGUUCCGACGCAUGUUCGCGUACACCAAGGCAGACUAGCUAGGUGUGAAAAGGUGCCGUCGAGCUGCAGGGCUUCACCGGUCGAGUAUGACGCCAUUACACGUG